Danio rerio (zebrafish) is the source of this 665-nucleotide messenger RNA. It is a transcript of the gene grifin, whose product is annotated as galectin-related inter-fiber protein. Lineage: Eukaryota; Metazoa; Chordata; Actinopteri; Cypriniformes; Danionidae. The record is from RefSeq and is marked provisional. Gene Ontology annotation, molecular function: carbohydrate binding.
AGCUGGAAGCUGAUCAAUACACAACGCUGAAGACGAGAUGACAUUACGGUUUGAGGCUUCCUGUCCUGAUGGCCUAUGUCCAGGAUGGAGUGUCAUCCUAAAAGGAGAAACCCCACCUGAGGCCAGCAAGUUUGAGAUCAAUUUCCUGUGUGACCGCGAUGACAGAGUAGCAUUCCAUUUCAACCCGCGCUUCACCGAGUCUGAUAUCAUCUGCAACUCUUACAUGGCCAACCGUUGGGGUCAGGAGGAGAGAUGCAACCACUUCCCCCUCGGCGUAGAGGAGCCUUUCCAGAUUGAGAUUUACUCCGACAACGACCACUUCCACGUUUACAUCGACAAAGCCAAAGUGAUGCAGUAUAAGCACCGUGUGGAAGACCUGAAGACCAUCACUAAACUGCAAGUGGUGAAUGACGUCAAGAUCUCCUCUCUGGAGAUCACUAAAAAACUUUUUUACUGAGUCUGGGCGGUGCAUUCAAUUGGAGCUCGCUUUAUGUUUGUUGACAGUGCAUCAAUGUAUUUUCGCAUUCCUGUUGAAAACCUUUUAUUGGUCAAGAGGAUCUUCUUGGGUUGAUCUGCUAGUAAAGGUGUGAUUAUCUGUAUUGGCAUGCCGUAUAACUGAACUCUAUAUUCAUUUGAAUCUCUGAAUAAAUGAGAGGUCAAUGACA